Messenger RNA from Mastomys coucha (southern multimammate mouse), 711 nucleotides. It is a transcript of the gene Kiss1, whose product is annotated as KiSS-1 metastasis suppressor. Gene Ontology annotation, cellular component: neuron projection. Lineage: Eukaryota; Metazoa; Chordata; Mammalia; Rodentia; Muridae. The record is from RefSeq and is a predicted model, not a curated record. Gene Ontology annotation, molecular function: kisspeptin receptor binding. The coding region runs from base 169 to 612 and encodes 147 amino acids. The transcript is spliced from 3 exons. Gene Ontology annotation, biological process: G protein-coupled receptor signaling pathway; positive regulation of cytosolic calcium ion concentration.
UCCAGACUUCAUAAAAGGAGCUGUGAUCAGGGAGCUAGACAGAGCAAGCUCGGGAGCCAGUGGCUCCCCUCCGUGUGUUCUGACUAUCCAAGUGACUUCCCUCCAGCCCUCAAGCCAGGACCCAGCCAAGCCUCUGGACACAGUGUGGACCUGCCUCUUCCUCCCAGAAUGAUCCUAUUGGCUUCUUGGCAGCUGGUGCUAAUCCUCUGUGUCGCCACCUCUGGGGAGCGGCUGGCAAAGGUGGCACCCGUGAACCCUGGACCCACAGGCCAGUGGUCCGGACCCCAGGAACUCGUUAAUGCCUGGGAAAAGGGCCCGCGGUAUGCAGAGAGCGAGCCUGAGGCUGCGAGGCUGCGCGCUCGAAGGACCUCGCCGUGCCCUCCGGUCGAAAGCCCCGCGGGGCGCCAGCGGCCCCUGUGUGCCUCCCGCAGUCGCCUGAUUCCUGCGCCCCGCGGAGCCGUGCUAGUGCAGCGCGAGAAGGACCUGUCAACCUACAACUGGAAUUCCUUCGGCCUGCGCUACGGAAGGAGGCAGGCGGCUCGGGCGGCUCGGGCGGCUCGGGCGGCUCGGGCGGCUCGGGCGGCUCGGGCGGCUCGGGCGGUUCGAGGCUGAGUGCUGGGCUGCAGGUGGAUUGCAGCCCACUCCAUCAGCAGAGGCCAAGGCCGGGAGCUUCUAGACUUGUGUAAUAAAAGCAAUGCUGUGGUCUUACCG